GUGCAGACGAUUAGGGGAAGUAGAUUCGACUGUCAGUCUGCAGACGGAAGUUUGUUGUAGCUAGCUAUCGCCCUAACCCAGACAACAAGGAUUCAGCUAGCUGUUCUGGGUCAGACCAUGUGCCUCCUUGGACAAUCCCGUGGCAUGAAGCUGUAAAGUGAGGAGGGGGAAAGUACCCCUGUUUGCUACAGAACCACAAUGUCCUCUCUGAGUCCUCCUCGAUUACCCCUUGCCUCCACCUCCUUUUCGGAAUACAGUGGUUGUGGUUACAUUGCUGCCGCUGCUGCUGCUGCUGCUGUUACAGUUCAGUCUGCUGAGCAGACCCUAUUGGGCUCAGAUCGCUAUGCCCGGCUCAUCUUGGCCCAGAUGAACAAGAUGCGCCUGCGCGCCGACUUCUGUGACGUCGGACUGAGGGUGGGUGGACGAGUGUUCCGUGUGCACAGGCUGGUCCUGGCUGCCAGCAGCCCCUACUUCACCGCCUUGUUCUCUGGGAGGAUGAGCGAGGCUGACAAGGAAGAGGUGCAGAUCCUGGGAGUGGAGGCCAAGGUCUUUGAAGUCCUGGUGGAAUUCAUCUACACAGGUACCAUCAGUGUGUCGGUGGAGAACGUUCAGGAAUUGAUAGUGGCAGCUGACAUGCUCCAGCUGUCUGAGGUGGUGUCUAUCUGUGGAGAGUUCCUGAAGGGACAUCUGGACCCCUCCAACUGUGUGGGCAUCUACCAGUUCCUGGAGCAGAUAGCUUGUGUGGACAUGCUGGAGUUCACUGAGGACUACAUCCAUGUCCACUUCCUGGAGGUGUGCGUGUCGGAUGAGUUCUGGGGCUUGUCCAAGGAUCAGCUGGUGAAGCUGCUACGCAGCGAGGAGCUGAGGAUCGAGGAUGAGUACCAGGUGUUCACCGCCGCCAUGGACUGGGUCCUCCAGGAUGUGGCCAGGAAGAAGAAGUACGUGGUGGAGGUCCUGGAUCCAGUCCGCUUCCCCCUGCUCUCCCCUCAGAGGCUCUUCAAAUACAUUGAAGGCAUUUCAGACUUCAGCCUCCGGGUGGCGCUGCAGACUCUGCUCAGGGAAUACACCGAAGUCAGCAAGUCUCCCAAGGAGAAUAAGAUGUACAGUCUGUUACAGCCAGCCAAGAUGAGGCCUAGGAGGAAGGCCAGGAAAUAUCUUUAUGCCAUUGGAGGCUACACUCGGCUGCAGGGCGGUCGCUGGAGUGACAGCCGGGCCCUGAGCUGCGUGGAGCGGUUCGACUCCUUCAGUCUGUACUGGACCACCGUGUCCUCCCUGCACCAGGCCCGCAGCGGGCUAGGAGUGGCCGUGCUGGAGGGCAUGAUCUACGUUGUGGGAGGGGAGAAGGACUCCAUGAUCUUUGACUGCACAGAGAGGUACGACCCAGUGACCAAGCAGUGGGCGGCUGUGGCCUCUCUCAACUUCCCUCGCUGUGGUGUGGGGGUGUGCCCCUGUCACGGGGCGCUCUACGCCCUAGGUGGCUGGGUCGGGUCGGAGAUCGGGAAGACGAUGGAGCGCUACGACCCGGCCGAGAACAAGUGGGAGAUCAUCGGAAACAUGGCCGUUCCCCGCUACUACUUCGGCUGCUGCGAGUUACAGGGAUUCAUCUAUGUGAUUGGGGGGAUCAGUGAUGAGGGGGUGGAGCUGCGCUCGGCGGAGGUAUACGACCCCAUCUCCAACCGCUGGAGCGCGCUGCCCGUCAUGGUGACGCGGCGGGCCUACGUGGGCGUGGCCUGCCUUAACAACUGCAUCUACGCCGUGGGAGGCUGGAACGAGGCGCUGGGGUCGCUGGAGACGGUGGAGAAGUACUGCCCAGAGGAGGAAAAGUGGGUUGAGGUGGCCCCCAUGGCAGUGGCACGGGCAGGGGUGUCUGUCUCAGCAGUCAACGGUCUGCUCUAUGCCGUCGGGGGCCGGGCCUCCAGUAGAGACUUCUCAGCCCCAGUGACGGUGGACUCUGUGGAGAUCUACGACCCUCACCUGGACACCUGGACUGAGAUUGGCAACAUGAUUACCAGCCGCUGUGACGGAGGGGUGGCCGUGCUCUGAGAGCCCCCAGUGGAACUGUUCCCAAGUCAGAUACCAGUCUUUCUACCCACUGUUUCAAACAUGGCCUUCACCAGCUUUCGGUCUCUGUGUGCCAGCCAUUGUAGGAUCUACAUGUCCACAUGAUACGUCCCUGGCCCUUAAACAGAAACCCAGCAUUUAUCAACACAGUAGCUUUAGUUAGUCUAGAUCCGGGCUAUUCAGCCCUGUUCCUGGAGAGCCCCCUUUCUCCAACCCCAGUUGUAACUAACCUGAUUCAGCACAUCAGUAUUAGAAUAAGGUGUACUAUUUCAGGAUUGGAGCGAAAGUUUACAGAAAAGCUCUCAAGACUUGACCUCUCAAGGCUUGGAGAACUCGGAUCUAAAGUUAGUCAAAACUCUGUAGGCCUGGAUCGAUGGAUAUCAAGAGUACUCUACAUUAUUAUUAAGUGCUUGUUUUACCUUUUCACGUCACACUUUACUUACAAAGUACAUUGAACACUGAGCCAAACAUGACUGGAAUACUGCCAACAAACUGUUCAUUUAAACGUGUAAUUUCUUCCCUUACAAAAGACACCAACCGGACAUUCCAGCAUAAAAAGUGUAUAAUUAUUUUUCAUUGUUUACUUUAUCUUAUAUGGAUAAGACAACAUUAGUAAUUUUAGGAUGUAUGGUAAUUUACUACCAUGAGACAUUAGAACUGGUUCUCUAUGCCCUAAGGGACUUCCUGAUUCCUGUACAAAGGACCUGAGUAUGCUGAUUUACACCAUUUCCUCUGUGUAUGAGGUGUGCUUCAGAAAGUACGAGUGGUUGUCACUGUCUUAUCUGAUUUAAUGCUGCUAACGGUACACAUUUCGGAGACUGCAGUACGUUUUCAACAUUACUUGAGCAAAGGCUCUAUGAUACUUACAGUAUGCUUUUAAUGCUAGUUAGCCAUUUUAAUUUGACAGGUUUCUGCUGUAAAUUAGUUCACAACUAUAAAAAAUUCAUGUUGAUUGCUAAGGUUAUGUCCCACAUUACUGUUUGCAAUCAGUAAUUUUGUUCAGCGUGUCUGUGUCUUUGUCUGCUGCUGAUAGGCAACUAUGGUAUUGAAAUAUCUACUGUAAAUAUCAGUGUUGGUUGGCGUAGCCACCAAUUUCAGUCAAGUAUGGAACUCUUUUGUCACCUUAAGCACCAACACAGGGUUAGUGUGUUUUAAAAUGUCAGCGUUCU
Messenger RNA from Hypomesus transpacificus, 3230 nucleotides. RefSeq names its product intracisternal A particle-promoted polypeptide (gene klhl27). Gene Ontology annotation, molecular function: actin binding. The record is from RefSeq and is a predicted model, not a curated record. The transcript is spliced from 10 exons. NCBI's taxonomy places the organism in Eukaryota, Metazoa, Chordata, Actinopteri, Osmeriformes, Osmeridae. Bases 199 to 2043 code for a protein of 614 amino acids.